CGGCUGGAGUCUCCCUUCUAACAGCCCUCGCACGUGGGGAUGGUGGGCAGGCACACUCAGGCAGGGCCGUGGCGCUCUUGCCUGACGCGUGUCCUCCUCCUCCUUCCCUCCCUCCCUCCCGGGGCUGCAGCGGAGAAGAUGCUGGCGCAGUUCACGUUCGUGCAGCGGGGGCUGGGCCCGGAGGGGGGCCCCGGCGAGGACGCCUACGACGUAGACCGCGAGGAGCAGUUCCACGUAGACCCGGAGCGCCGGGAGGUCGUCUGGAGGCUGCCCGAGUUCGAGCACCUCGCCAGCUUCCCCGUCGCCUCCACGCUGGCCGACAUGGCCGUGAUGCGCACCAACCUGGACAUCCUCAUGCGCCGCUCCAACUACCCCCCGGCCCAGAACGUCCCCCCGCAGGUGACGGUGUACCCGAAGAACCCAGUGGCCCUGGGGGAGCCCAACUGGCUCAUCUGUGUGGCCGACAGCUUCUCGCCCCCGGUGAUCAACCUGACCUGGGUGAAGAACGGGCAGGAGGUGAAGGCUGCGGAUGAGACGGACUUCUUCCCCAACACAGACCAGUCCUUCCGCAGGUUCUCCUACCUGACCUUCGUCCCCAAUGCUGAGGACAUCUACUACUGCCGCGUGGAGCACUGGGGCCUGGCCCAGCCCCUCACCAAGGAGUGGAACGCCGACAGUGCUGAGCCCCUCCCAGAGACGAAGGCGAACGUGUUGUGUGGUCUGGGCCUGGUUGUGGGCAUCACGGGCAUCAUCGUGGGCAUCGUCUUCAUCAUGAAGAACCGGCGGUUGAAUGCGGCCAACGUUCGCCGGAGGCCCAUGUAACCAAAGGCAGAUGUACCACUCUGAGUCCCUCCCUGCUGAGAUCUGCGCCUGCCUCUUUCUUGACUUGCAUCCUCACGCCUCCUUCCUUGGCAAAACCACUCUCCUGAUCCCCAACACCCUUUGAUGUGGCCCUUCCCCGCCAAUGUGGCUCCCACACUGAAAUGGCCACUUGAUUUCUACCCUGUCAGGGAUCUGGAGAGAGCCUGCUAUGUCCCCGGGCAUCCCACUAUUGGGAAGUCUUAGUUCUCCCUGUUUGCAGCCAGUGAAGAAGGACAGCUGACUGAGACACCUUUGGACUGGCUCUUCUCCUGUUAAUAGCAGGCAGAAGUCGUACAGGUGAAUCUUUUGUGACAGGCAGAAGGCACACAGGUGAAUCUUUUCUUGGCAUAGAGUUAAAGUGAUGGAGGGGCUGUAUCUCAGCAACAGAGUAUUGUCUUCAUGUUUGGGAAGUCCCAGGUUCCUCCUCGGACAUAUCUCCAGUUAAAAGCAACUCAUAUAGUGAAGAAAUUCAGGUGGGUCACCAUGUUGGUCUGAAGCAGCAGAGAAAAAAAUGGAUUCUAGCAGCAUUUUUUACACCAACCAAGUUUUGUUUUUGGUAGAAGCUUUUGUGUGCAUCUGAGCUGAGGCCACUGGACCAAAACCUUUUUCACUUAAUAGGAAUUAGAGAAAACCUUCUGAGUUCGUUGUGUGACUCACAGGAGCUCUAUCGGCUCAAUUUGUCUGCUGUCUGUUAAGGGCUCUUGGGAGCGGUGGGGUCAGUAGAAAAAGGAAUCCACCUCCAGGGAAAGUCACUGCCAGUGAGGGAGAGAAGGACCUGAUCCCUUCACCCAGAUGUGGUUUCGCAGUGAAGCCAUCAGGAGAUUUUGUGCUUGGAAGAUUCUGUGCUCGCCAUUUGCCAACAGCCCCUUAUCCCAUAAUAAUCCUGGGUUGGGGUCCCCUUCAGUGGUCUCCAGAAUGAGCCUCAUUUCCUCUAGAGCAAAUCCCCCACCCCUGGCUCUUUUGUGAGACUGUGGUAAAGGAUGGGGAAUAAAUAUAAAUAAAAAAUAUGCUAGCUGGUUGGCCACCUGUCAGGGGUGCUUUGAUCAUGUGUUCCUACAUGGCAGGGGGUUGGACUGGAUGGCCUUUUGGGGUCCCUUCCAUGAUUCUGUGAUUAAGACUGGGGAGGCAAUUGGGGAGUGAUUUUGCUAUAUAAAUAUGCUCUGGGCAGGGCGUCUCCAUGGAAACACCCCAUUCCAGCAUUUCCACUUGAUCACUUUUCUGGAAAAGAAAUAAAUUGGAUCCUUGUAUUGUC
Molecule: messenger RNA, 2113 nt
Organism: Sphaerodactylus townsendi
Lineage: Eukaryota; Metazoa; Chordata; Lepidosauria; Squamata; Sphaerodactylidae
Product: mamu class II histocompatibility antigen, DR alpha chain-like
Exons: 4
Coding region: 40-822 (260 amino acids)
Biological process (GO): immune response; immunoglobulin production involved in immunoglobulin-mediated immune response; positive regulation of T cell activation
Cellular component (GO): MHC class II protein complex; membrane
Molecular function (GO): MHC class II protein complex binding
Source: RefSeq, a predicted model, not a curated record